AAAAAGAGAGAGAGAGAGAGAGAGAAAGAGUGAAAAAGAAAGAUAUGCAUAUCAUUGGAAACAUGACUGUGAAGGGAUGGAGUGGGGAGCGUGGGGCCGUAUGCUUACGUAUUGUGUCCUUUAUUUAUUCCCCUCCCUAGCCUCACCUCAUCCUCCAUGUCAUAUACCUUGAUGUCGUACAUUACGUACUUUUUCACCUCGCGGUCAUGAGACAGGUUGUAUCGCAGCAGAUUAGAAGAAGAGUCCUAUAUUGUCAAAAACCUGGGAAAUAUACUAAUAAUUCUAAAAAUAAGAUAAAUAAAAAGUUGGAUGACACAAGUAUUAUUUUAAUUAAAUCCAAUUACUUUUAUUAUAAACAUGAGUUCCCAAGAUACAACUGAUCAUGUAUCAGAAGCCAGUCCUUCUGAUAUCACUUCCAAAACAAAAAACUGGGUCCAAUUUGAAGAAGAAGUAGAACCAUGCGAAACAGUGUCUAAAGAUGAAUCAAAAUAUGUAAAUAAAGUGCAAAAAAAUACUCCAGCAGUGAUAAAGCCAGAAUCUGUUACAAUAAAUGUUGAUAAGAUUGGAAAAACGGUUGAAAAUUUAGAAGUGAUAAAUAAAACAAAUAAUGAAUAUAGUGGUGCUGUGAUAGCAACAGAAUCCGUCCAAAUUAAUUUAGAUAGAUCAGGAUUAAGUCGAUCCAUUGUCUCUGAGAGUACAGAUCUUAAUGUUCCGUCCGAUAUUAAAACUACAGAUCCAAAAAGUGCUUCUUUAAAAACAGUGGAUUUGCGAGAUGUAUCUAAUGGCAGGAAUAAUCCUAGUAAUGUUAUAAGUACACCCAUUGGAAACAUUAGACAAGGAUUUGCAAAUGGUGAUACUAUUGUUACACUUUUACCAGUUAAUACCAGAUGGCCUUGGAUAACUCCAGCUAAAUUUAGACCAGAAUUAGUUCCAGAGGAAUUAAUGGCACAAGGAUUAACGCUUACUGUCGAGGACUAUGUGCAUAUAAUGGAAUUGCUUGUAAACGAUGUACGUUUCAAUAUGUAUAAUGUAUGCUAUAAAAGAAUACUUGUCCUUUGGAUAUUUACUGCAUUUGUCGUAUUGCUUGGUUUGCUCUUUUCUGGAGUAACUGGCCUUACAUUGUUUGGGCUUGGCGUCAUGUGGCUAGUCCUGAAUGCAGCUGCAAUCUUUUUUUGCAUGUUUAUUAAAAUAAAAUUGAAUCAUAAUCUGGAAAAGUGUAUGGCACAAGUUAAUAAGCAUUUAUUACGACAUAAGAUAUUACUUGGAUUGGAUGACAGAGGAAAAAUAUCCUGCCAUAAAGUUAAUCUCUGUUUCAUAUAUUUUGAUACUACAGACUGCAUAAAAAAACUCCAAGAGGUGAUAGAACGUGAAGAAUGUGAAGGAAGAACAAUUAGAAGUAACGAAAAUGAUACACAGCGUAAAAGAGAGUUACAGCAACGAAUGGAUAUUGAUGAUAGUGAUAUUGUAAUACAAGGCAGUACAACAACUCGAAUUUCCCGGAAACAGCCAAAUACAAAACAAAAUCAUAAAACCAUAGAACAAUAUCAAACGAAAGAAAGUUUACCAUUAGUUGUACAACAACAAAAAAUAAUACGUGUAAACAAUGCAUUAUUGUCAUUGGCAAAUCAAAUAUUUGGAGAAGAAAAGUGGAGUUAUUCUAUUACUAAUCAAACAUUAGAUUUUGUUGACUCUGCCUGGGAUAUUUAUGUUGUUGGAUGCUGUACAUUAGUAAAAGUACAAUUACAUUCAGGAAUUUUUCGUGAAGAUAUGGGAUAUAGUGUUAAGAAAGGAUCAGUGAAAGGUGAAGCUAUACAUUGUGCUAGACUUGCUUCUUACAAUGAUGCAUUAGUUAAAGUCUUAUGUAGUUUUGGUGGUAAAAUAAAGACAGAAGCUGAGGAACUUGCGAAGGAACUAUCUAAUUCUCUUACUCUUCCUAAAAAGAAGUUGUCUUCUUCAGUAAACCAUGAUAUAAAUGAAACAAAAGAAAAAGAAAAAGAAGAGGCAGUACUUGAAAAUACAAGUAAUGUAUUGUGCCAAGAACCAGAAGUUUCCAAGACAAACGUCAAUAACAUACCUUCAAGUAAUAAUGUAAAUUGUAUGAAAAAUCAGUUAAUUUCAAAACCAAAUAUUUUUACAGAUCAAGAGGAUAUGAACAAUAAAAAAUUAUCUACAGAAGAAAUAAUUCGUCAAGAGAGGAAGAGAAAACAAAUGGAGAAACAAAUGGAAUAUAGAAGACUGAUGAAAGAAAAGGAAUUAAAGAAAAGUAAUAAUUUAUAAAAAGGAUAAUAUUAAAUUUAGAAUACAACUG
This is a messenger RNA of Vespa velutina, 2308 nucleotides long. RefSeq names its product transmembrane protein 268. Lineage: Eukaryota; Metazoa; Arthropoda; Insecta; Hymenoptera; Vespidae. Bases 358 to 2277 code for a protein of 639 amino acids. The record is from RefSeq and is a predicted model, not a curated record. The transcript has 9 exons.